AGCUGAGCCGGCUAGAGCCAAAGAGGGUAUUCGCCCGCCCAGGGCUCAGCGCCGCCAGUGCCUUUGGGGCAUCUCGCAGGGUCUGCCCGAUGGGCGGCCCCGGGGCCAGGGACAGGGAUUCUGGCAAUCUCAUCCCAUCCCAUCCCAGCGCAAGCCUAUCCAGCAUGCCUGCCCACCUGCGGGUGCUGGAGCUGCAGGUGUCGAAUGCCCCGCUAUUGCCUUUGAGCACAUGCGCGGUGGCCCAGUGACCGUCAAUCACCGCUCCACCCCGCCCGCCGUCGCUGUCUCUGUCGGUCCAACCCGUGCGGCAGCUCCUCUGCUGCAUGCCUCCACCACCAGCCAGGGCCCGCCAUCACCACCUCUUUAUUAUUCUUCGGCUGCCCUCCCCGUCCCGCGAACCCUGCUGCCCGAUCCCUUCUUCUGUCCUCUGUCGCUCGACAUCGUCCUCUCCUCCUCCCAUCGGCCUCUGCCGAACCCAGGCAAACAAACACCACCCUCGUUCCUUGAUACGGCCGCAAGCCACAGACCGACCAGUGUCACUAUAUCAAGCCUUACCUUGUCCCUGGACCCAAGCAUCACAGACCACAUAAUUCACCAUGGGUUCUCGCUGCGGAAAUUGUGGGACCGAGUUCAGCACCGGAAGCUGCUGGUACUGCCAUCCCCAGGCCAAGCUCGACUCGACAUCUUUGACAUCUUCACACGGAGCUUCGCAUUGCUCCUCGAGGCAUACGCACCACAGACAUUAGCCCAAAAGCUCUCGAAAGUCAAACCUCUGACUUUGAAGGUGUCACGUGCAACACAAUAUUAUGCACAACAGCAACAGAGCCUUCUCAACGACGGCCGCGAACCGGCUCAUCACAAAACACCACUCCCGGUUCUGCUUCACACUCGGCCUAGACCCCUGUCUGGCCCAUAUCGCUGCCCGAAUGGGUUAUUUCAAUAUUCAGAGGCAUUGACCUCUCACAACCAUUACCUUACGACUUACUUCGGCACGACUUUUUGAAAUUUACACCAGCGAAAAUGUUUCAAUGCUCAACAUGAUACAGGCUCUGGAGUCACAGGGCGGUUUGUUUUGGAUGGGAAAAAUGGCGUUCAGGCGAAAAGUUGUUUAAGCAUCGUGUUUUCAGGGAUAACGGGACGCACGAGACUUUCGUGGAAUUUCUCCCAGCAGCGCCAUUCUGAGGUGUAGACAUUAGGCGUGUGCCGUGGAAGAGGCGAGAUCUUAGAAUCCAGACAAGGCUCUAGGUUGCACACUCGAAGUGCUCCCACCAGUGUCGCGCGCCGAGAAAGAUACAAUGCUCACGACAAAUCGUGCAGCUUCCACUUACACCAAGAAGUCUGCCAGACAUGUUUACGUGGAUUCACCAAGAUGAGGAAAGCCAUACAACAGGACAAUAGCAAAGGUUCUGCUUCACACAAUGCGAAAGUCAUCAGUGCACACACCUUU
Messenger RNA from Microdochium trichocladiopsis, 1447 nucleotides. RefSeq lists its product as uncharacterized. The transcript has 2 exons. The record is from RefSeq and is a predicted model, not a curated record. Lineage: Eukaryota; Fungi; Ascomycota; Sordariomycetes; Xylariales; Microdochiaceae. Bases 230 to 1003 code for a protein of 257 amino acids.